Messenger RNA from Endocarpon pusillum Z07020, 1281 nucleotides. RefSeq lists its product as uncharacterized. The transcript has 3 exons. The record is from RefSeq and is a predicted model, not a curated record. Bases 1 to 1281 code for a protein of 426 amino acids. Lineage: Eukaryota; Fungi; Ascomycota; Eurotiomycetes; Verrucariales; Verrucariaceae.
AUGACAUCCUCCAAGGAAGGGUCAACCUCCCGCCCUACGAGCUCUGGUAGCUUUCCUCACAAAAGCGCCUCUUCUUCCAGACAGCAUGCUCAUUCCGUAUCUCUCGGCGCCAUGAACCCAACACAUCGAAUCAGCAGACGGAAAAGUGUCAACUCCACCGCAGCUAGUAGCACUGCUCAUGCAGUAGCGGCUGCGUUACGAGAACAAGGAGAGGCACCCGUGAACAGUACAUCUCAUCGACGGAGUCUGGGAUCUAGAAAAGGUCUAGAGUCCACGUCGAUGGGCAAUCCCUCAAGUAUGGGCACAUACUUCUCAAGGCCUAUUGUUGGUACAAGCAAUGUUUAUACAACAGACCGCAAACCGUCCACGGCUUCGAUCGAAGAUGAUCCUGUAGAAGACGAGCAUACUGUCGAAAGGUCCAUGAACACAAAAGGUCGCAAUAGACGUGCUAGUGAGGGAGCUUAUCUGUCAAAAGGAGAGGGAAAGAGACUGCCCUCAGAGCUGAGAUGUGAUACAUGUGGAAAAGGUUACAAGCACAGCAGUUGCCUGACCAAGCAUAUGUGGGAGCACGAUCCCGCAUGGGCAUUGACCUCGAAGUUGUUGAUUUCGAAGCAUCAGCAAGUCCAGCUUCUGGAGGCAGCAAGUGUGCUGGUCAACAUGAACGCUGACGGCUCAACACCGCCUGACAUCUCUCAUAUUCAGGACAGCGAGUAUUCCUCAGCUUCUCCCGGUUUCUCCGGCUCUUCCGAAGCGCAAGACGAGCUUAGUUCAACCGAGACCACUCCUCCACCUAUGAGCGAUGCUGCUGUCUCUGUUCCGAGCAGCAAGCGCUUCAGCAGCAGCAGUGGAGGGUUUUCACGUUCAUACCGUUCCAUUCCUUCCAGCUCGUUCGCCGAAAGCGUUGCGUCGCCAGGACUUCCUCCACAUAGGUUCCCUAGCGUUGAUCAUCGCCCUACGACUUCGGGAAUUGAUGACGGCGGCCUAGCCGCUGCGGCUGAGCUGCUGAACUUUGGCACGCCAAGGACUAGACCCACUCAGCUGUCAAGCGAUGUUCCUCCUGUGCCGCCCCUGCCUGAGCAGUACCAGUCUGCCAACAAAUUGUUAGCAAACAGCUCCACUCCCACGGUGUUCAAUUCUUUGGGUAUUCAUGCCUUGACACAACCUAUCUCGGAUGAGCGAGACGCGAGGAUGCAAGAGAAUGCUUCUACGCCACAUGGGGGUUAUCAUGGUAACAUGAAUAUGGAUGAGGACGAGGAUGACAUGUUCCGCAUGGAGGAAUGA